This is a messenger RNA of Diospyros lotus (date-plum), 759 nucleotides long. RefSeq names its product small RNA-binding protein 11, chloroplastic-like. The coding region runs from base 123 to 404 and encodes 93 amino acids. The record is from RefSeq and is a predicted model, not a curated record. Lineage: Eukaryota; Viridiplantae; Streptophyta; Magnoliopsida; Ericales; Ebenaceae. The transcript is spliced from 4 exons. Gene Ontology annotation, molecular function: RNA binding.
AGUGAAGUUUCCAGUAUUUAAAGUGUCCGCCUCAUGGUUUCUGAUAUUACAGUUAUUUCUCCUCUUUACCUAGUUUCUAUUCGGUCCAAGCAAAUCCGAAUCGCUCGCAGUCGUGGCUCCUGAUGGCGGGGCAACUUUCUAGCAAGCUCUUUGUGAGCCGGCUGUCAUUUUACACCACGAAUGAAGGACUGGGGAGGCUGUUUUCUCCUUUUGGCGUGGUUGCAGAUGCCAGGCUAGUUUAUGACUCCAAAACGAAAAGGAAUAAAGGGUUUGGUUUUGUCACCUUUGAUUCAGAGACUGAAGCACAGAAUGCUCUCAACGCCAUGAACGGCAGGAUAAUAAAUGGAAGGCUGAUCUUAGUGGAAUUUGCAAAGACCGAACGACAAGGAGAAGGUUGCUCUUGAGCAUUGGCUGUUUCUUUUUCUUUGUUUGGUGCCAUGGUAUUGAAUUACACAUACCAAUGUUUACUCCAUGGACCAGUAGCUUAGAAACAAGUAUGGGUUACUUUGCAAAUAAUCUUUUUUUGAUGAAUAUGAAAAGGCCACAUCGUUGCUACCAUGGUGGUAGCCCAACAGUUUGGGAAUUCUCGAGUCUCAAGGGUCAGAGGUUCGAAUCUUAAACCCAAUCUGCUUGCGAGACGGUCUAGACUCAUAACGCCAAAAUGAGCAGUAUGAGCAAGGCAUGACCUUGUGCACUAAGGUCGGGUUAAGUUAAUAAGAUUGCAUUUUUGACGAUAAUUAUAGCUCAAACUAAAUAUUA